AUGCCUGGGGACGACGGGUGGCUAAUUGAUAUCCCUCAAGACAAUGAGAGGCAAUCGCAACCAUCAGAAGCUCGGCAACAGCAACGGACUGACCCGUUCGAUCCGUUCGAGCCCGCUCAGCCGAGCGUAUCGAAUCCUUUCGAGGACAACUUAAUGCAUGAGCUGGACGACUUGGAUGAGCAGGGACGAGCCGCGCUGGCAGAGGCUGAUGGCGGCUGGACAUCGCGUAUAAAUCCAUUUGGAAACUCCUAUAAGCAUAUGAACCAAGAAACACCCGGUGCGUUACCGGAGACGCCGGAAUCGCAAAAGCCUAGGGAGUUUGACCUCCGCGGCUGGUGGAGCCGUUUGCGCAGGGGCCGUCGAGAAAAAGCCCACCAAGGACCGCGAAUGAUUUAUUUCAAUGAUCCAGCAGAGCAGCGAGUAUUCCGAGGAAACUACAUUUCAACUACAAAGUACAAUGUUGCGACGUUUCUGCCCAAGUUUUUAUUUGAACAGUUUUCCAAGUACGCAAACUUGUUUUUUUUGUGUACCGCAUUGAUUCAGCAGGUUCCGCACGUAUCGCCAACCAACCGGUAUACCACAAUUGGAACGCUGAUGAUUGUGCUGUUGGUUUCUGCCGUUAAAGAGUUGAUUGAGGAUUUCAAGCGAGCUGCUGCGGACAGAGAGCUGAACAACAGCAAGACUCUGGUUUUGAAUGCCAUCACACAGGAGUUUGAUAACAAGAGAUGGGUUGAUGUGAAAGUUGGCGAUAUUGUGAGGGUGGAAAGCGAGCUGCCGAUGCCGGCAGACUUGGUCCUUUUGUCCAGUUCUGAACCGGAAGGUUUGUGCUAUAUUGAGACAUCGAACUUGGAUGGCGAAACCAAUUUGAAAAUCAAACAAGGCUCGCCAGCAACUGCUCACCUCACUGACUCUCGUUCACUUGCACAGAUGCACGGCCGCAUUCAGAGUGAACAGCCCAACUCUAGCUUGUACACCUAUGAAGGCACGCUAGAGCUUGAUGGCCAGUCUAAGGUGGCCUUAGCGCCUGAUCAACUUCUUCUUCGUGGUACGUCACUGCGAAACACCCCGUGGAUUCAUGGUGUUGUUAUUUUCACAGGUCAUGAAACCAAACUCAUGCGCAAUGCCACAGCUACACCUAUCAAGCGAACUGCGGUUGAGCAUAUGAUCAACCUGCAAAUUAUUUUCCUAUUUACAAUUUUGAUCGUGAUGUCGGUGCUGUCUUCCCUGGGUAAUAUUAUUAAAAUGCACCAAUGGCGGAAAAGUAUGUGGUAUUUGCAGCUGGGCUCUGCGUCAAUAACCAGCACAUUUUUCCUUGAUUUGCUCACAUAUUGGAUUCUCUUUUCCAAUUUAGUGCCCAUUUCCCUCUUUGUGACUGUAGAGAUUAUCAAGUUCUACCAGGCAUUCCUCAUCUCCAACGAUUUGGAAAUGUACUACGAGCCUACGGAUACUCCAGCCGUGUGCCGUACAUCGAGUUUGGUGGAAGAACUGGGACAGAUCCAGUACAUCUUUAGUGAUAAAACGGGCACACUCACUCGCAAUAUCAUGGAGUUCAAAGCAUGCACCAUCGCUGGCCGCAUCUAUUCCAAGGAGAUUCCCGAAGACAAGCGCUACUCUACAGAUGACGAUGGCAACCGUUUUUAUGAUUUCGAGCAGCUACGUAAAGAUCUCCGUCACCCCGAUUGGACUGACGGGAUUGCAAACUUUUUCACUUUGCUGGCCGUCUGCCAUACAGUUAUUCCUGAGGUUUUGGAAGACCACACCAUCAAGUACCAAGCUUCUUCACCUGACGAGGGUGCCCUAGUUGAGGGAGCAGCAGAGCAAGGAUUCAAGUUCACUGUUCGCCGUCCUAACAGCCUGACGAUUGAAGUCAAUGGGCGAGAGGCUGAAUAUGAACUUCUUAAUAUCUGUGAGUUCAACUCCACCCGUAAGCGUAUGUCUGCGAUCCUUCGUUGUCCUGAUAAUAGGAUUCGGUUGUUUUGCAAAGGUGCUGAUACCGUCAUUUAUGAGCGUCUUGCCCCCGAGACGGAAGACGGAGAGUAUGUUCGCCAGCAAACUACCAACAGUCUUGAGAGUUUUGCUAGCGAAGGUCUCCGCACACUCUGUUUGGCAUGGCGUGAAAUCAGUGAAGCAGAGUAUGAAGAGUGGGCUCACCAGUACGAUGAAGCGGCCACUAGCAUGGAGGAUCGCAGCGAGAAGCUCGAUGCGGUUGCUGAGCUUAUCGAAACGGACCUGGAGCUUCUAGGUGCGACAGCGAUUGAGGACAAGCUGCAGGAAGGUGUGCCUGAAACCAUACACUUGCUACAAGAUGCAGGAAUCAAGAUUUGGGUGCUCACGGGCGAUCGUCAGGAAACAGCCAUCAACAUUGGUAUGUCUUGUAAGCUGCUGGCAGAGGAUAUGAAUUUGUUGAUUGUGAAUGAGAGUGAUGCGGCAGGAGUUGCCGACAACAUUUCCCGCAAGCUCGAGCUCAUCCGGUCAAGCGAGGCGAGCAAUGCCGACUUUGAGACGUUGGCGCUGGUGAUUGACGGUGUUUCGCUUGGCUAUGCACUGACACCAGAGAUUGAAAAAGACUUUUUGGACCUCUCUGUGAUGUGCAAGGCCGUAAUCUGCUGCCGGGUGUCACCGCUGCAAAAGGCCAUGGUGGUGAAGCUGGUCAAGCGGCACCUCAAGGCACUUUUGCUGGCUAUUGGUGACGGUGCGAAUGAUGUGUCCAUGAUUCAGGCAGCACACGUCGGUGUUGGUAUUUCCGGGAUGGAGGGCCAGCAAGCAGCCCGGUCGGCUGACAUUUCCAUCGGCCAGUUCCGCUACUUACAGCGUCUGCUACUCGUACAUGGGUCGUGGAGCUACAACCGGCUCAGUCGAGCGAUUCUGUACUCGUUUUACAAGAACAUUGCCCUGUAUUUGACGCAGUUCUGGUAUGUUUUCUACAACGGAUUCUCGGGUAUGUCUAUCUACGAGUCGUGGACGGUCACAUUCUACAAUGUGAUUUGCACAGCACUGCCGCCGUUUGCUCUGGGCAUCAUGGACCAGUUUGUUUCUGCUCGCCUGCUCCUUCGAUACCCGCAGCUGUACAAACUUGGUCAAAAGGGUGCGUUUUUGAACGUGACGGCGUUUUGGCAGUGGAUCUGCAACGGCAUCUACCACUCGAUUAUUAUUUUCUUCUUCUCUGUCGGGGCAUACCACUGGUCCAACACUCUGCCUGAUGGCCGUAUUGCCGACCACUGGACAUGGGGUACUGCAGCGUUUACGGCAUGUGUAUUGACCGUUUUGGGAAAGGCUGCAUUGGUCACCAACACCUGGACAAGGUUCACGCUGCUGGCGGUUCCUGGCUCGUUUUUGGUCUGGUUAGGCUUUUUCCCUGCAUAUGCCGAAAUUGCCCCCAAGGCCCAUGUGUCAAUCGAGUACCGCGGUGUUCUCCGCUCUUUGUACCCUACUGCGGUAUUUUGGGCAAUGACCCUGCUCAUCGCCAUGGCAUGCCUGAUCCGGGACAUUGCUUGGAAAUACUUCAACCGAAUGUACCGGCCUCGAGCCUACCAUUAUGUUCAAGAAAUUCAAUCCUACAACAUCGCUGACCACCAGCCGCGGAUGGAUCAGUUCCAGCGGGCGAUUCGCAAAGUCAGACAAGUCCAGCGAAUGCGCAAGCAGCGCGGCUAUGCCUUCUCACAGGCUGAUGAAGGUAUUGACAAAGUCAUUAGAACAUACGAUACAAGUGUUGCUCGUGACCAGUCGGGACAGCUCCGUCCUGCAACGUCCUCGGUCGCCUGA
Molecule: messenger RNA, 3762 nt
Organism: Wickerhamiella sorbophila
Lineage: Eukaryota; Fungi; Ascomycota; Dipodascomycetes; Dipodascales; Trichomonascaceae
Product: putative phospholipid-transporting ATPase DRS2
Exons: 1
Coding region: 1-3762 (1253 amino acids)
Biological process (GO): post-Golgi vesicle-mediated transport; intracellular protein transport; endocytic recycling
Cellular component (GO): plasma membrane
Molecular function (GO): ATP binding; ATPase-coupled intramembrane lipid carrier activity; magnesium ion binding
Source: RefSeq, a predicted model, not a curated record